UUCCGUACAACGUCACAUAUGCGCCCGCUUGUGUGCGUCAGCCGUAAAAGCCCGAGCGAUGGAAAGACGGGGGAAGAAUCACAUCCAGCCAAUCAGCGAGCUCUUCUUUCUCUAGGGAGCGAGGGCGGUGACGUCACCGUGCAGCGGGCCGGGGGAGACAGAGGAAGAGGAGCUUCCCAUUUAAAGAGACCACUCUCGUUAUCUUGACUAGAGCCCGAGUCAGGAGAAUGGUGUGCGGCGGCUUCACCUGCUCCAAGAACGCGCUAUGUGCGCUCAACGUGGUCUACAUGCUGGUUGGCCUGCUGCUGAUUGGCGUGGCGGCAUGGGGAAAAAGCUUUGGAAUAGUCUCCAGCAUCGAGAUUAUUGGGGGCGUCAUCGCAGUUGGUGUUUUCUUACUCCUUAUUGCUAUUGUUGGCUUAAUUGGAGCAGUUAGUCACCAUCAAGUGAUGCUCUUCAUUUACAUGGUGGUGUUAAUACUCAUCUUUAUUUUCCAACUGGUGGUCUCUUGUUCCUGUUUGGCUAUGAACCGAUCGCAGCAAGAGCACUUCCUGAACAACACAUGGACCCACCUCGGUAAUGUCACUCGGAGAGAGUUGGAGAAAAACUUGAAUUGCUGCGGUCUGUUAAACACCACGAAUAGCAAAGAAUUCAAUGAGGAAUAUGCUUUUUGUGACGCGGACUGUAAGCAUCAACAUCCUGCGUGUGAAACCUGUGGGGACAAAAUGUUAAACCAUGCUGGUGAAGCCCUGAAAAUCCUUGGAGGUGUAGGACUCUUCUUCAGCUUCACAGAGAUCCUUGGCGUUUGGCUUGCAUUUCGGUAUCGGAACCAGAAAGACCCUCGUGCAAAUCCAAGUGCUUUUCUAUAGUGUUACUGAACAGCUGCCUGCAAUCUUUCAAUCAAAUAAUUUUAUUUUACAGUUUUGGUCCCAUCUUUUAGCUGCUAAUUUCUGACACUAUGAUUCCAUGUUCAGAUUGGCUGGAAGAAAGGCACAGGGAACAGAGUGAACCUGGAUAUAGGGACUUUUUAUGAAAAAAAAA
Rana temporaria (common frog) is the source of this 1038-nucleotide messenger RNA. RefSeq names its product tetraspanin 31 (gene TSPAN31). Bases 228 to 866 code for a protein of 212 amino acids. Lineage: Eukaryota; Metazoa; Chordata; Amphibia; Anura; Ranidae. The transcript has 6 exons. Gene Ontology annotation, cellular component: membrane. The record is from RefSeq and is a predicted model, not a curated record.